Messenger RNA from Adineta ricciae, 1464 nucleotides. The record is from the annotation of a GenBank genome assembly. NCBI's taxonomy places the organism in Eukaryota, Metazoa, Rotifera, Eurotatoria, Adinetida, Adinetidae.
AUGCUCGUAAGCCGAACUCAUCGAUCGAAAACUAUCAAUCAUCGUCGUAAUCGUCAUCGAAAACACAGUACUAACAUGUCAAAAUCUACGAGAAUCAUUCAUGUAUCGAUACGACCACCACGCCGAACUUCUCCUACGAAUACAACCAUAACGAGGUCGCAAAAGAAUGCACAACCAAUGAGACCUCUUACUAAUCAACAUCUUCAAGUCCAUCCUUAUUCACACUCCCCAAUUGGAUCACAAUGCUCUUCAGAAUCAACUGAUAUUCAACAAUAUGUUCACCCUGUUUUAAAAAAAAAUCGAUACAAUUCGAAUCGAAUAUCACCUGAUUUCGACGAUCGUUCAGCGACAACAAACAGCAGUUCGAAAGUAACAGAAGCAAAAAUGUUUCAUUCACAUUCAAGUCGUCUUGGUAUUACAAAGGAUCAGCAUGGCUAUUUGGAGCACAAGAGAAAAGCAAAGUAUACAAAUUUUCUUCAGCAAGUGAUGAAUCAUCAACGAAUAUACUUUAGACCUGCCGAGGCUAGAUUGCGUUGGAAUGCAACUGGUAUAACUGUCGCUGGUAUUCUCGGGCUUAGCGGCGCAGCUAGUGAUCGCCUAAACACGCCAAUCCAUCUGGCUGUCGACUAUCUUAAUACUAUGUAUAUUGCUGACUAUGGGUGUCAUCGAAUUCAGCGUUGGUUUAGAAACGCAUCGUCGGGUACUACAGUCGCUGGAAAUAUGAACUGCUCUGCAGGAGCAAAUUUGAAUUCAUUAAAUUAUCCGAUACAUAUCCUUCUUGAUCCUGAUAACAACAUGUAUAUAUUAGAACAUAGUAACUCAAGAGCUCUGUUCUGGCCGAAUAGUGCCUCGUCAGGAGAAAUGAUUGCAGGCACUGGUAUUUCCGGUAAUGCGAGCGAUCAGUUGUAUUUACCAUUCGGUAUGUCAAGAGAUAUGAAUGACGGUACAAUUUAUAUAGCAGAUACUUAUAAUAGCCGCAUAAUGCGUUAUUUGUAUAACGCAAGUUCAGGAACAGUAGUUGCCGGAGGAAAUGGAAGCGGAAACAAUAUUUCACAGUUGAAUUUUCCUACUAGUGUGUAUUUCGAAUCAUCGUCGAACAGUCUUGUAAUCGUUAAUUAUAAUGAAAACAAUAUUCUACGUUGGAAAAUAGGUGAUAGCGGAUGGACAUUGAUCGCUGGUGGUAUAAAUGGGUCCAGGGGUUCGACAUCGACACUUCUCAGUUCACCAGUUAAGACGACAUUUGAUCCCAUGGGAAAUAUGUACGUUGCAGAUCUACUCAAUCAUCGUAUUCAAUUAUUUUUAUCGGGUGAAGCAAAUGGAACAACUGUUGCCGGUGUUUCUGCGAUGUUUGGUAACGAUGCGACGCAUCUGAAUAGUCCAUAUGGCGUAGCUUUAGAUAACCAACUUAAUUUGUAUGUCGCUGACAGCGGCAAUCAGCGUAUUCAAAAAUUUCUUCGAUAUUGA